This is a messenger RNA of Maniola jurtina (meadow brown), 5769 nucleotides long. RefSeq names its product diacylglycerol kinase eta. The transcript has 22 exons. Bases 127 to 5049 code for a protein of 1640 amino acids. Gene Ontology annotation, molecular function: protein binding; ATP-dependent diacylglycerol kinase activity. Lineage: Eukaryota; Metazoa; Arthropoda; Insecta; Lepidoptera; Nymphalidae. Gene Ontology annotation, biological process: intracellular signal transduction; diacylglycerol metabolic process; lipid phosphorylation. The record is from RefSeq and is a predicted model, not a curated record.
GGCGCUCGCUCGAAAUGUCAGCUAGGUAGCGAUAAAACAAUGUGAUUUAUUGUGGAUUGUGUGAUAACUGUAUGAUGUAGCCUGCUUUGAUGAGUGAGAGUGUAGCGAGCGAGCGCCCGCGGUGUGAUGUUAGAGGCAGGCGCCUCCAUCGGUGAAAGGAAAUCCCCCUGUGGCGAAGAUAGCACGGAUAGCGAAAAUGAGACGGAGAAAAAACCUCUACUCCGCAGAGUGUCAACCAGCAAAUGCGUCGGGAGACUGCCGGUGGUCAAAGAGGGUUACCUGAUGAAGCAGACGCGCAGCUUCCUACGAUGGCAGCGGCGCUACUUCAAGCUGCGCGGGCGCACGCUCUACUACGCCAAAGAGAAGGACGAUCAGUUGUGGGACGAGUUCGAGCUAGAGGACGCCACCUACGCCGAGUACAGUAUCAAACACGCGAAGCACAGCUUUCAAGUGAUAACAGCAAGCCGUUGUCUAGUCCUGAGUGCGGAUACCCGAGGCGAGAUGGAGUCGUGGGCGAGCGCUCUUCGGGGCGCCUUGCACCGCGGCGCCGACGUCGCGGACCUCGUCGCGAGCUUUGCCACCGGUGACCACCACUGGUACACAGCAACACACGCGCGGCCGACCUUCUGCAACGUGUGCCGCGAGCCGCUCGGCGCGCUGGGCACCGCGCAUGCGCUCGCCUGCGAACUGUGCAAGUACAAAGCGCAUAAGAGAUGCGCAGCGCGCGCGCCGCCGUCCUGCAAGUGGAGUACGCUCGCCUCGCUCGGCCCGCACCUUGUGGAGGACCAAGACGGGAACAUAAUAAUGCCACACCAAUGGCUUGAAGGCAACCUGCCCGUGGCGGCCAAGUGCGACGUCUGCGACAAGACUUGCGGCUCCGUUUUAAGGCUACAAGAUUACCGCUGUAUCUGGUGUCGCAAGUGCGUCCACGCAAGCUGCCGGCCGAGCUGGAGAGCCGCUUGUUCCUUGGGGCCUGCCCGAGCUUCCGUAGUACCUCCCACUCGCUUACACUCCGUCGGCCCGGAUGACGGGUGGCUACCAGACCGACCACCCAACGCUUCGCCGCUUAUCGUCUUCGUCAACUCAAGAUCUGGGGACAACCAAGGCGUGAAAUUCCUGCGUCGUUUCAAGCAGCUUCUGAACCCGGCGCAAGUGUUCGAGCUAAGCGGGGCUGGUCCUCGCCUCGGACUGCGUCUGUUCAGGCACUUUGCCCCUCUACGCGUGCUUGUGUGCAGUGGCGACGGGUCCGUUGGAUGGGUGCUGCAGGAGGUCGAUAAGCUGGAUAUGCACCGACAGGUCCAAACUGCAGUACUACCUUUGGGCACUGGGAACGAUCUAGCAAGAGUGAUGGGCUGGGGCGCUUCGUGUGACGACGCGGCCAAUCUGCAGCAACUGCUGGAGCGAUACGAGCGAGCUUCAACCAAAAUGCUGGAUAGGUGGUCAAUAAUGACGUUCGAGCGCGCCCUGACGGCCCCGCCUCCCCCGCCCGCACCGCCCGACCUGCUGGAAGAGAGUGCACUCCUUAGGAACUUGCAGGAGAUCGUGCAGGCGGGCGAAUGCGGGGAAAGCGAAUCGAGCGUAGCACGAGCGGCGUUGCGGGCGGGGUGCGCGCGGCUGGCGGCGGCGGGCGAGCGCGCGGGCGGCGGCGCUGCGCGUGCGGCGCACCGCCUGCGACGCGCGCUGUCGCUGCUGCUGCACGCGAGGACGCAUCUAGCGCACGACCAUGCGCGUUGCGAUUCAUGGGAGCCGAUGGACACGAGUGACAGCGACCCAGAAACGCAACCGGCUGCCGAAAAAGGUAGCAUCGAAAAGACUGAAAAGGAGCAGUUGAACUGGGCGGCGCGAGGCUGCGCGCUGGCGGGGCGCGCGGACAGCGUGCGGCGCGCGCUGCGCAUGCUCGUGCGCACGCUCGCGCAGCUCUUACCGCAGGAAGCGAUCCGCGGCGAGGCGAGUGGCGCGAGCUCGGCCAGGCCGGUACCGGAGGGCGGCGCUGCACCAGACAGUGGUGCGCUGCCCGUGCCGCGCGCCUUCGCCGACAGCCGCCGCUCCUCCGCCGCUUCCGCCAUCUCCGCCGCCUCCAUGCAACCAGACAACAUUCCAGAUGUAGAUGAAGACAUAGUUAAGUUAAUAAGUUCAAACCCACAAGAUCGUGUAGACAACUUGGACGUCGAUAAGUGUGGCCGCAAAACAAGCUCAAUAUCGCCUCAGGACCGUCUUUCGCCUUCCAAUCUUUCCUCCUGUGAUACUAGCUCGUGCAAAAACCUCCUGAGGCCUGAUAUCGAGCGAACUAGCACCACGUUCAAUAGCAGUAGUCUUACAAUACCUAACUUAGUUAUCUCAGACGAUAGUGAUAAGAGAGAUUCGUUAAUACAGGGAGAAACUUAUGAAUCGGACCAAUUGACUAUAAUAGACAUCGACAAGCCGUAUACGGACGACGUACACUUCCAAGAUGUUUGCGACAGAGAGACGCCGGCGAGCGGAGACUGCACGCCGGAGAGGAAGCUCUCCAGCGCAGACUUGGAGAUAGACGCGACCAGUUCCGAGGGGUCCAACAUUAGCGACGACUUUAGCUUAAUAUCGGAGAUCAUUGACUCCAAACCGGGCGACGCGGAGGAGAGUGUCGGUAUUGGGCACAUCGAUUCACCCGAAAUUUCUGAUACGUACAUGAAUUCGGAAACUAUACACGGUGAAUCUAUAAUGGAUGAUAUCAGCUCGAUGCUCGGACAAGAUGUUCUUCUAGCGAUGAUGGGCAAAAACGGCGAAAACGAGACUUACACGGAUGACACGACUCUAUUCACGUCGGAUACAGUUUCCGAUAUCCCGGCGGACGUGGACAGCCGUCAUCCCAGCCUAGAGAAGAAAAUUAAAGGGAAAAUGAAAUACAUAUCGAAAAUAAAAAAACCCGCUGAAAACGAAGUUGAGAAGUUUGGUUACGAGAACAGAGUAUUUUACAUCGAAAAUGCGGCGAAAGCUGAAGAGCAAAUCAAGUAUUGCAGCUUAGCACAAUUUGAAGAAGGAAAUGAUAUUGCAAGAAAAUCGUUUCGAAAGGCACUGAGGAAAAGCAUAAAGAAGAGAGUGGUCGACGAGCCCAAUCUAAAGAAUUUUUUGCCCAAAACAACAGAAGAGCUUUCAUCCAGAGGUGAUGAGACCCCAAACGUUCGAACUUCGCCAAAAAAAGAGUUACCGAAAACGAUACCAGUCUUUGAAGAGAAGAAACCCGAAUUUAGAGAACAAAUACAAUUUCCGCAAGUGAGCGUUGUAGUUGAACCUCCAUCGCCGUCUCACAGCGAAGAUAGAAGCAUCAAAACCUGCCAAAGCCGUAUGGCAUCAGUUCUAAGUGAUAUAUACGACCAAGGAACUGACACGUUAAGUGUCUACUCUCCAGAACCUAAUGUUAGAGAUAGAGAAAGAAGGCAAUCUGACAAUCCAAAACUUCUAGGAUCAGACCCGGAAUAUGGCCAAUUCCUCAGUUGCUCCCCGGCGGCCACCAGGAGGAUAUCAUGCGGGAGUCUCUUCAAGCCUGGCGAACCUGACAACAGGCUAUCAACAUCAGUAUCAUCAAUAUGGGGUGAAGGCGGCACUGCGGGCGGUGGAGGGAGUACAACCAAGUCGGAUACCAGCGAACGAGCUAAAAAGUUACCAAUCAUCAACCCCUUGGUGUCCCUCCCAGCUUGGCCACACGUCACACAAGGUUUCAUAAGCCAAUGUCUCUUGGCCAAUGCUGAUGCGUUAUGUGCUGCAGUAAGCCCAUUGAUGGAUCCUGAUGAAACCCUCUUAGAAGGAUUUUAUGAACGAGCUGUUAUGAACAACUAUUUUGGAAUUGGUAUAGAUGCAAAGAUAACCCUGGAUUUUCAUAACAAAAGGGAGGAGCAUCCUGAGAAGUGUAGAUCAAGGGCGAGGAAUUAUAUGUGGUACGGUGUCCUCGGCUCGAAAGAGUGGGUUAACAGGACGUACAGACAUCUUGGACAGCGCGUCCAGUUGGAAUGUGACGGACAAAGGAUACCACUUCCAGAGCUCCAGGGAAUCGUUGUGCUGAAUAUAUCUUCGUUCAUGGGAGGAACCAACUUUUGGGGAGGGACGAGAGGAGACGAUAUCUUUCUUGCUCCGUCUUUUGAUGAUCGGAUAUUGGAAGUGGUAGCAGUAUUCGGCUCAGCACAAAUGGCAGCAUCACGCCUGAUAAAUCUGCAGAAACACCGCAUAGCGCAGUGCAGGGCUGUGCAGAUCAACAUCCUGGGCGAGGAAUGCGUGCCCGUGCAGGUGGACGGCGAGGCGUGGCUGCAGCCGCCCGGCUGCGUGCGCAUCAUACACAAGAACAGGGCGCAGAUGCUGUGCCGCUCCAGGGCGUUGGAGACCAGCUUGAGGACUUGGGAUGAGAAGCAGCAACAGAAAGCGCACGCGGGCGCGCCCACGCGUUCUCUGGCGCCCGCCGAAGCAGCGCACUUGCUGGUCUUACUCGAUGACGUCAACACCAUAGUCAAACACAUAAAACUGGCGUGCAUUAGUGAAAAUAGCACAGCGGUGACCGGCCGAGUGUGCAGUUCUCUCGCGAUAGCUCGACGCAUCUCAGCGCAGGCCGACGCGCUGCAAGACGCCGAGGGGAAGCUGCUGCCUCCGCCGCAACUGAGACGCUUGUUGGCUACACUGGUGGAAAGUUGUCACGAACUACUGGACAGCGGGGCUAACUUGGGCAAUGCAGCAGUGGGCCUGCGUGCACAUCUGACGCGCUGCUCGAUACGAGACGGACUAGCGUACAUACAAGCGGAUGAGGUACCUCCAAAGAAAACUGGCAGCCGAUGGCUUCGCGGGCGCCGCAGUGUGUCCGAAGGCGGCAACACUCUUACACCAGCACAAGUUCGUACUUGGGGAGUAAAAGAAGUUCAAGUUUGGCUGGAAAGUCUCGAACUCGGAGAAUACAGCGAAGCCUUUACUAAACAUGAUGUCACAGGACGGGAACUUUUGUCACUGGCUAGGCGAGAUCUUCGCGAUCUAGGAGUCACGAAGGUAGGACAUGUCAAGAGGAUCCUUCAAGCUGUGAAGGAGCUGCAGUGACGACGUCGUGGCCGUUCGGAGGGGAAUGGCCACGGAUAGGUAACGCAUUCGUGAAAAAUUGUAAAGGAAUUUCCAGCUUUGUAAACAAAUAUGGCAAUAGUUCGAAGCAAAAUGUUGCAUAGCUCAGGAGUUUGUUUUUUAUUACAUAAAGACCUACCUACAAGUUUUCCACACUAUUUUCAAUGAUUGCGAAUAAUGUUCAAAUAAGUCGUUAAUUUUUUGUUUACAAGCUGAAAAUUUCUAAAAGAAACAUACGUGUAAAGUUAUCCUUUCGAAUUCCAUUCAACCCCCAUUUACCAGUGACCAUGACCAAAAAUUUCAAAAUGUGCGUUCGAAAGUUGAACUGUUUCUUUGAUGAUGAUGAAAUACGUUGUCUCUCCAAUUCCUGUACUACCGCACCAACUAUGCUUAUUAACUCUAAAUAAGGAAACUUUUCGUGCAUGAAUCUCGCUAACUUUCAACAGCACUUUAACUCGCCAACAUUCCCGAUAGUAAGUUUAGAACGAGUUUCGCGAAUACUGAGUACUGAAGUAGGUUGAUGCAAUUUAUCUUAAGUUCCGUUCCAGUUAUUCUGAUAUUAAAGAUGUUGAUGAUACCUCGGUUAUCCAGAAACUGAUUGACAGGUCUACAAAUAUCGAUAUCCUAUUCUGAGGAGACAUAAGGGAGAAUUGCUAAAAGAAACACUACUUUGAGCCUGUCAGUUUUUCUUUUAUAAAAGAA